Drepanopeziza brunnea f. sp. 'multigermtubi' MB_m1 is the source of this 2874-nucleotide messenger RNA. Lineage: Eukaryota; Fungi; Ascomycota; Leotiomycetes; Helotiales; Drepanopezizaceae. The record is from RefSeq and is a predicted model, not a curated record.
AUGGCGAACAGAUGGCGAGGAGGCCUCGGCCACGCGAGGAGUGGGAUUGAUGCACCACCCUUGCGGGAGAUAAUCGAAGCAGCACCAGCCGACGUCAACAACGAAGACAAAAUGUGGACAAGCUGGGAUGAAGAUUCUCCUCUGCUCGAACUUUCAAAAAUGUUACAUUCACAGCCGGCAUUUCCCACAAGUCAAGGUUCAAGCUAUGCAUCUGUCUUGAGUGUGGAAGGAGGCAUGAUAAACCGACAUAUAGCUUCAGUACCACGAAACCCGCAAGUGACUGGGGGACUCCAGGCUCCGUCGAUGGAUCCCAAUCUUUUUCACGGCCCAGCAGAAGCUAGAAGACUGAUGUUGGACACUGCGCAAAAUCAAGCAAUUCGACAAAGUUGGCUUGCAUCAGACGUGGUUGAGAUCGAAGACGGCUCUUGGACACCUGUUAAACUAUUAGGGAGAGGAGCUCAUGGUGUCGUGAGCCUUUGGUCAAACAGUAAACGCAAAUUGCGAGCUCUGCCCUGGCAGGUUGUCGUCAAGCAAAGCCCUGCCAGGAAUCUGGCCUUGUUCAGGGAGAGCACUUAUCUCAAGAAAUGCAACCAGACUGGAAGUACCCAUUUCCCGAGUCUCAUCAAGGGAUUCCAUCAAGCCACCGACCUGGGAUCUGAAGUCUCGAGGAUAUACAUGGAAUUCUGUGAGAGCGGAGAUCUACAAGGGCUCAUGUUCGAUCUUGAGCGGGCUCCAAAUUCAAUGGACGAGCGAUUGGUUUGGAGAGUCUGGGAGUGCUUGGCCAGGGCGCUGUGUGUGCUUGCCUACGGUAGUGAAGACGGAACUACGACUGGUGACUGGGAAGAAUUAGUUCACCUGGAUAUCAAGCCUGCAAACAUCCUGAUCGGUGGUUACGAUGCUGGGCACCAAGCCACGCAAAUUCUCAAGGCAAGACGCCCGCUGGCUGAUCUAGGACUCGCGGAGAUUAUUCCUGGGAUACAAUCCGAAGACUUCAUGAACAAAACUAUAGGGCUCCGGGGAACGCCAGCAUACUAUCCACCCGAACAAGUCUAUCGAUUCGAAACCCCGAAUCGCCGAUUCGGAUCAUGUAGCAAUGUCUACCAAGUGGGGAAGUGCAUGUAUGAAAUCAUGAAUCAUGGCGUUGUCUCCCAGAUGAACCAGUACAGCAGCACAGCUGUCACAGGCUGCGCAAUCACGUUCGGGGUAGAGCCAGCGCGCCUGAUGAAUUACAGCAACGAGAUCAAGGAUGUUUUGAGACGCAGCUUGCUUACCGAUUGCAGAGAGAGGCUAUCGGCCCUGGAACUUCUGACCCUGCAGCCGCAUGGCCAGCUGCCGUCCCAAAUGAAUCUUUCUACGGUCAAGGAUACCCAGAGCCGGGUCGCUGAGUGUCAGUUGCGAAAGAUAUCUCUAUACAAGGAGAGGACCGUGUCAAUAGAUACCCCAGCUGGGUCGAUGUUUGCAGAUAUCGUUGUCUGCUUUCACAGCCUCUUCGAAUUUACUAUCAUGGUCUCCGCAGCCGGGCCACAGCUCAAAAAUAAAUUCAGUUGGCGAUGUCUCCUCGCCUACCUCGCCAUGUCCCUGGCCCACUGCCAAGUUGGAUACAGCACUAUUUCGAUAUCGGGCUUCCAAGUUAUGAUCGCUUUCCUCAGAACCUACGGCCAUCUUGAUCCCAGGACGAAAACAGGGUGGAAUAUGGGCACGACCCCCCAACAACUCGCUGCUUCAUUCGUCAACUUCGGCACGAUCCUCGGCAUACUCUGCGCAGGACCUUUGGGAAAGUCGAGACGGAUCAUCAUCGGGAUGCCCAACGGCAUGUUCACGACCUUCGCGAACACAUAUACGGCAGAAUGCGCCCCCAAGGGCUUGAAGGGCAAACUCGCCUCCCCCUACGGUGUGAGCGUCUGUUUUGGGGGCCUGCUUGGGUCUAUCACGGACAGCUUCACGGCUCACCUCCACACCCCCUGGGCAUACAAGAUACCCCUGGCGUGCCACAUGACGAUUCCCGGUAUCCUUGUGGUAUUGAUAACAUUCAUACCGAGAUCGCCGCGUUGGCUUCUUGUUGGCGGUAGAGCGGAUGAGGCGAGACGCUCGCUUGACGUGCUUCGCGGACGGGCAUUUGACAAGGAUACACUAGACGAAGAGGUCAGCCAGACCAGGAGCAGUGUCGACACAGAGAAGGAAGCCAUCCAAGAGCGUCGGUAUACCGAAAUGUUCAAGCGUGCAGACCGGCGAGAGACGCUUCUCUGCCUCGCAGUCACGCUGUCCAACUCAGCUUCCGGCAUCUGGCUCAUGCUCUCCUACGGUACCGUCGUAUUCCAGCUAGCCGACGUCAGAGCGCCCUUCCGAUCCUCGAUAUUCAGCAAUCUAGCACAUCUGAUAGGGGCACUGGACGGUCUCUACCUGAGCCCGAAGCUGGGACGCCGCUCGAUGCUGAUGAUAGGCCAUUUCGUUCCCGGUCUCUGCAUGCUCGGCGUCGGCGUCUCCUUCACGCUCAAGCCCGACUCGAGACUAGCCAGCAGCAGAGCUGCCGAGACCCCCAUCGUAGCACACGGCUUCUUCUACUACGCUUUCGCCUUUUCCGUCUCGUGCACGCUGUGUAGCGAGCUUGUCAGCCAGCAGCUGCGCUUCGUCACUGCCGAACUCGCCACCUGGCUCAACCACAUUACUGCCUGGCUCGUCGCCUUCAAAACGCCGUACUUCAUCAACGCCGAACGGCUGGGCUGGCGUCCAAAAGUGGCAUACAUCUGCGCCGCAUCCAAUCUCAUCAGAGGAGGUCGCGCUACACCGGAGAAUGAAAUUAGGGACUUUCUUCCAGUUCCAGAACCGCAGGACCCGGAGCUCGGCUCACACAGAGAGCAUCAACUUUUCAACUAG